GAUGAACAGGAAACUCUUCCUUUACAACUUCAAGAACCUGCGCUGGGCUAAGGGCCGGCGUGAAACCUACCUCUGCUAUGUCGUGAAGCGCCGUGACAGUGCCACAUCAUGCUCCCUGGACUUCGGGUACCUGCGCAAUAAGAUGGGCUGUCACGUGGAGGUGCUCUUUCUGCGCUACAUCUCAGCCUGGGACCUGGACCCAGGCCGCUGCUACCGUAUCACCUGGUUCACCUCCUGGAGCCCCUGCUAUGACUGCGCCCGUCACGUGGCUGACUUCCUGCGUGCCUAUCCCAACCUGACCCUCCGCAUCUUCACGGCACGCCUCUACUUCUGUGAGGACCGCAAGGCAGAGCCUGAGGGGCUGAGGCGCCUGCACAGAGCAGGGGCCCAGAUUGCCAUCAUGACCUUCAAAGAUUACUUCUACUGCUGGAACACAUUUGUGGAGAACAGAGAAAAGACAUUCAAAGCCUGGGAAGGGCUGCAUGAAAACUCUGUCCAUCUGUCCAGGAAACUUCGACGGAUCCUUCUGCCACUGUAUGAAGUAGAUGAUUUACGAGAUGCCUUUAAAACUCUGGGACUUUGAAGUGAAACUCAGCCACCAGAAGACUUCACAAACACUUGUUCUUUGAUUUCCAGCUCUC
This is a messenger RNA of Pterocles gutturalis (yellow-throated sandgrouse), 641 nucleotides long. RefSeq names its product activation-induced cytidine deaminase (gene AICDA). The coding region runs from base 2 to 583 and encodes 193 amino acids. Gene Ontology annotation, biological process: DNA cytosine deamination; cytidine to uridine editing; negative regulation of single stranded viral RNA replication via double stranded DNA intermediate. Gene Ontology annotation, cellular component: nucleus; cytoplasm; P-body. NCBI's taxonomy places the organism in Eukaryota, Metazoa, Chordata, Aves, Pterocliformes, Pteroclidae. The record is from RefSeq and is a predicted model, not a curated record. Gene Ontology annotation, molecular function: RNA binding; zinc ion binding; cytidine deaminase activity. The transcript has 4 exons.